CUGUCACUGUGUGCCGCGCGUUACAUCAAAACCUAAUUUUUUCAAACGAAAACCACCCAAGAACACAAAAUGGAAACUGGCGAACAUGAAAUGGCACCAGUCUCACUAAACUUCAAUAAAACCCUGGAUAUAUUAAAGAACAACAUAAAAGCACGUCAAUCAUUGAUGCAAUCAUAUUGUAGCACGCGUGAACCCCCUUUAAUCCUGAAACCAACUGGAUGGGCCACUCUACCAUCAAAUAUCCUCACAAAAAUCUUCCAGUAUGUCGAUCGUCACCAUCUUAUUACCUAUUGUACAUUGGUGUGCAAGUUUUGGCGACGUGCAAUCAUGUGCGAGUGUUUUAUCACUUCGCUUACAAUCGCCAACAACGAAGCAAGCCUAUCAUUCGUCUACAACUUUCUACGAGAGUUUAAAACAUUGCAAACACUCACUUUAAUCAAUGUGCCUGACAUAGAAGUGAUACUCAUGCAGGCACACAAAGUCUGCUCGAAUUUGAAGAAGAUUUCACUUAAAAACUACAAAUAUAUCUCUUACAAUGUCAUUGCAUACAUUAGCAGAGCAUUCCCGAAACUGGAAGGAUUAAAUUUUGAUUCUUCCAACUUGCAUUGUCACAAUAUAUCAACAGAUAUAGUUGUGUUUAAGAAUUUAAAGAGUUUGAAUCUUUUUAAUGUCAAAGCAAUGGGUUUAAGCACCCAAGCAAUACUGGAAAUUGUCCUCAACUGCACACAACUUGAAGAAUUGAAUAUAGGACUAUGUCCACCAUUGGUAAACCUGCAGGAUGACGAUGUGAUGAUGGUGAUUACGAAUCUCGCCGCGAAAUUAACAUCAUUAUCGCUGGAUUCGCGUCGAUUGACAAUGCGAUCGCUACAAAAACUCCAAAAUUGCAAACUGUUGCGUCGCAUUUAUAUAAAGUACGGCGUUAAUUUAACCGGCGACUUCUUAUCGGAGUUCUGGACGAAUUUCUACUCGAUUGAUGAGUUUGCCUUCACUCACAAUUGUAUCAUCAGCGGUUAUGAUGUGAGCGCAUUAUUCCAGAAUGGCGUAAAUGUAUUCAUCGAUUUGCGACUAUUGGAUCUGACUUAUUGUGUCAAAGUAUGCGAUAUUGGUAUCGAGGCGAUAGCGGCAAUCUGCCGCAAACUACAAAAAAUCAUAUUGAAAUCAUGCCGGAGUGUAACUAACAUAACACCAUUGUUCACGGAAUGCGCAGAAUUGCGAUUUAUUGAUGUUUCAUACUGCACAGCAUUGCGAACAAACUUUACACUGCCGAAACAAUUGGAGGUGUUGGUUAUUGACGAGCGUAACGAGCUGAUGUAUUUUGUAGAAAAGUUUCGGACAAUGAAAUAUUUAAAAAUGUAUCUGUCCACAUCGGAAUUUAAUGACAGUUUGGAACCAUUUUAGAUAAUAAAUGAAAAGCGAGUGUGAAUUGAAGAAAUUACUUGAUGUACAUAAUAAAAUUGUAUAAUUUG
This is a messenger RNA of Dalotia coriaria, 1466 nucleotides long. RefSeq lists its product as uncharacterized. Gene Ontology annotation, biological process: SCF-dependent proteasomal ubiquitin-dependent protein catabolic process. The transcript has a single exon. NCBI's taxonomy places the organism in Eukaryota, Metazoa, Arthropoda, Insecta, Coleoptera, Staphylinidae. The record is from RefSeq and is a predicted model, not a curated record. Gene Ontology annotation, molecular function: protein binding. Gene Ontology annotation, cellular component: SCF ubiquitin ligase complex. The coding region runs from base 70 to 1398 and encodes 442 amino acids.